Messenger RNA from Drosophila elegans, 4308 nucleotides. RefSeq names its product homeobox protein 5. The record is from RefSeq and is a predicted model, not a curated record. The coding region runs from base 576 to 2135 and encodes 519 amino acids. The transcript has 7 exons. Gene Ontology annotation, cellular component: nucleus. NCBI's taxonomy places the organism in Eukaryota, Metazoa, Arthropoda, Insecta, Diptera, Drosophilidae.
CACCACAGUCACCCACACCACCACAAACGCAGCAUAACGCGUCGUUCGACGUCGGUGUUUGUGUAUACGUCACGUCGGUUUAAAUUAUGUUUUAAUUACUCGCAACUGCAAAGGGAACUCUAUCGAAGCACAUAAUGCUCCCUCAAUUGCAUAACAGCACUUGCGCAUGAGUGUGUGUGUGUGUGGGAAACGCCAGAGGACCAAAACACACCACACCGGGCGAGGAAGAACGGAAAACGGCAGAAACGGAUGAACUGCGCUGCAUUUUAACAGCAAAAACUGAGUUUUCCCUUAAAAACAGUUGCCAUGUCCGGCUGUUGACAAUCGAUAACGACUAACUAUCGCAACACCAACAUUCAGUACUCGUUCGAACAAAAGUCACCACAGCGCAUUGGAAGUUGGGUGGGAGUCACCGCUAAACAGACACUGCAGCCCUGGAAGAUGACAACUUUAGUGCAUUGCUGACCUGGCCACACUGAUCAGCCCCGAUUUUAGUUGCUGUUUUUUUACAUAACUCGCCACAUUCGUUCGCCUCGGAAUCCGUGAUAUAUAUAUACAUGAUAAUAUAAUAUAUUAUGGCCGUUUUCCUGAUCAACGUCUGCAAGUACAAUGGCUGCGGCAUCACAUUUCCGAGCUUGAGCGAUCUUAUUUCCCACAUCGAGGACACCCACAUAGACUAUGACCCGAAGGUGGUCGAACAGAAGGAGCAGGCACAGCCUGCCUGCCUGCCGCUGAGCUACGUCCUGCGCUUCAUUACCGAGGAUAACCGCAAGGAGGCGGGCUCAUUCCUGGCCAGCAACAAUUCCGCCCCACCGACCACCAACAGCGGAUCCAGCUCCGCUGGUCAUGGAAAUGGCAAUGUGGAGCUCAAGCGAAAGCUGGCUAUUAAGCACCACAGCUACAGUAUGUCCUCGUCCAACCGCAGCACCACGCCCACAGGCAGCGAAAUGGACGAGGACGAAAUGGUGGUAACGGAGUCGGAGGAUAGCAACGACUCCUGGACCACUGAGGAGUUCAGCUCCGAGUUUAUCAUGCGCUACGGCAGCAGGCAUUCCGGUGGCGGAAGCAAUGGCACGCCUGGCAAUGAGAAACCAUUCGCCUGCCCCGUUCCGGGAUGCAAAAAGCGUUACAAGAACGUCAACGGCAUCAAGUACCAUUCGAAGAAUGGCCACAAAAAGGACGGAAGAGUUCGCAAGGGCUACAAGUGUCAUUGCGGCAAGAGCUACAAGACGGCCCAGGGCCUGAAGAACCACGCUCUGCACACCCACAACUCGCAGCCGGAUAGCGUUCUGAAUGCCCAGCUGGCCAAUGCCUUGGCCAUCGGCGAUGGGGCCUCAUCGGCCACGCCUGUGGGCAGCAGCAACUCGGCCACCUCCUCCUCCUCCUCUAAUCCGAACCCGCCGCCCAUCAUUCAACGCAGCAACUCGCCCUCGCAAUCUCUGGGCUCUCUGAGUCCUUCGAGCAUCAGCAACAUGUCGAGCAGCGCCAGCAGUUGUCACGGAGGCAGCAGCAGCCUGUCCGGGAAUGGGAAUAACAACAACAACGGCACUAAUGGCAGCAGCACCACCACCAGCAGCACCACUGCCAUCCUCACCGGCAAUGGGAAUGUACUGCAGCAGCUCAGCGCUGGGAAUGUGGUCACUCUGACCAAUCUUCCCACCCAACAACAGCAGCAACAGCAACAGCAGCAGCAACUCCAUCAGAACACUCCAACAGAAACCUCUUACUCCUGCUCAAACAACAGCAACCUCAGCAAUCCGAACAGCAACCACAGCAGCAGCGAUUCUAGCAAGCCUCCGACGACCGUGAACAAAAGGUCCACAGCAAUCGUUCCUGCCAAACCGCUGCUGCCCAUGCAGAUCUCGCCCAACUUUAUUGAGCACAAGUAUUCGGCGCUGGCGAUGAAGGAGAAGUUCUUCUUGAACUUGAGGGCCGGCAAAACGGUGUCCAGUUCAUCCGGAGGCGAUGGGGUCACUACUGCCCUGGGACACCAAUCGGAUGUGGGCAUUCAUGGAGGAGGAUCAGGAGGAGGAGGAGGUGGUGGUGGUGGCUUGCGGGCGGUUGCUGUGGGCCAGAUGUGCGCGCUUCAAAACGAGCACAUUCACCAAAAUCUCUACAAGAAAACGAUCAACUGACCAUCAGAUCGAUCGGAUGAUGCGGAGACGCUGGGCGCCGCUGAAAAGCAAGAGAGUUGGCUGUGAUGAAGUAGUAACUAACUGACUAACAAAACCUGACGAGUGGCGGAGCAAGAGGAUUCGUCAAUAUGGCUGAGAUGGGAAAAGAAGGAUGCAUCAAUAGGAGGAGGGAGGAGUGGAGGAGCUGGGUGACGCCCUAAAUAUCCUUAGAGAAGUUUUCCAAGACAAGGCAAAAAGAAGCAAGAAUUUCCAUUGGCUUCCAAAUGUAAUACUACAAGAUGCAAAAAACAAAUUCCAUGCAUUUCGCAAUUAUGAAAAUAUCACAACAAGCACAUAAACAUAAACAUAAAAAAACAUUAAAACUAAUCUCAAACAUAUUAAGCAGGAAAUUCUUUAAAUACAUGAACUGUACAUAAAUUUGGCCUGCUUAGAAAAGCUUCUCUAAAAACAGCUUUAGAUAAUUCUAAAAUUAAAAAGAAAAAAAAAUACGAAACAAAACAAAAAAUCGAAAAAAGAAUUAAUUAUACACACCACAAAAAUUUUAGUAAAUACAUUUUUGGAGAUCUUUCUUCAACUAGUCAUUAUUGUAGUUAAAUUAAAUUUUUGAUUUUAUACACUCGUAAAAAACCAGAACUUUCUAACCGACUGGUUGGUGGAGUCCCCGAACCCUCUAUUUAUAACUUUAGAAACUUUCCCCUGUACAACUUCAAUGAAAUCUUAUUUGGGGGUUCCCCCAACCAGUUAAUGAAAUCAUUUUUAAUUCAAAAGUCAUAAAUUGUCUAAAAGAGAUCCACUAGAAGGAAGGAAGAAAAUGGAGCAGGAAAAAGAAGAACGAUUUCGUGCAGACCAUUUGAAUUAGGAAAAUUUAAGGUCGCAAACUUGCCAAGGCAACUUUAAGCGAGCCAAAAAAAGGAAAUGGAGAUGGAAAUCCGAUGCAAAAGUUGAUAAAUGUCGAAUAUUUCAAAAAUAAAAUAGUUAGUUACAAAUUUAGGGAAAGCCAGGAGGCGUUUCCACUUGGGAGCCACAAUAACUCUACAGUAGUUAUAGUAUUAUAUUUAUAAAUUACACUAUUAUUUAUACGACGGCAUACAUCUGUAGCUGUGUGAGUGUGUGUCCGUGCAUGUAUUGUAAUUGUUUAUUUAUAGUGUUCAAACGUCCCUAAGUGUAAAGUCCCAAAAACAAAAAAAAACAUACAAAAUAUACGAUAUGAAUACAAAAUAUUUUUGUGCAUACUCUCAUUGCAUGCCUCUAAAUUUGAUCGAACUUCCUAUCCUAGCAGAAUCGGGUUCCUUAAGCAUUCAAACCAGAACAAAAACAAUGAAAUUUUUAAUAUACGAUAUUUACGUCAAUAUACCUACAUCAAUUUAGUCAGCCGCCAAAACAAAACGAAAAAAAACCUUUUCAGAGCGCAUUUCGCAGACGCCCAGCGUCUUAAAAAUUAACCACAACUAAACUAAAUAGUUCAGCGUCCCUUAAAUGAUAUAACACCUAGCUAUCGAUGCAUAUUUACAUCUAGAUAAAAUAUCUUUAAGUCCUCACGCUUAAGCGACUCCCAACGGAUCGCCCUAGAUUAGCCAAACAACUUUUAUAUGGAAGGAACUAGCUUCGGUCCCCCGAAGAACCCAUCGAGUUUUCAGUUUUCCUGAUCACUCGCAUUCAAACUUUCAAAAUGGAUAAUGAACUCAAAACCCUCUAAUGAAAACAAUAAAUUGAGUAUGUCAUCUUAUAUAAGACUGCUGUUAUGUUCGUAAAUAUAUUUAAUAUAUGUAUGUAAAAUUAACGAAAAACAAAACACACAAAAAAAGGUAAUAAAACAAAAAAACCUUUUAAAUAAAAAAAUCACAAAAUCCAGAAAAUGAAUAAAAAUGAAUAGUUAACGUAUUCGUACUCUACCUACAUACUAUGUACUAUAUAAUGUAUUGUAAUUGUAAUUUACUAAUAUCGUAAUAAUACGUAGAGAAUUAACUAAAGUCUAAACAUAAAAACCAUCGACAUCCACAUCAAGAUAGUCCCAACAAAAGGGUUUAUUGAGACACACUUUCCCCACACAUAAAAAACAUCAUCUACAACAACAACAACAAAAAAAUGUAGUAAAAUAUUCUCUUUUUGCUUUAUGUGAUCUAUUACAUAAUACAUAAACAUAUGUAUAAUAAAAAUGUCCUUUAAAAACCAA